This is a messenger RNA of Aspergillus pseudotamarii, 390 nucleotides long. RefSeq lists its product as uncharacterized. NCBI's taxonomy places the organism in Eukaryota, Fungi, Ascomycota, Eurotiomycetes, Eurotiales, Aspergillaceae. The record is from RefSeq and is a predicted model, not a curated record. Bases 1 to 390 code for a protein of 129 amino acids. The transcript has 2 exons.
AUGCCUGAACGUGCACGAACCAGACUAGCGCAGGAGCAAGACCUGGAAAAAGGCAUCCCUCCCAAGCAACACGUUACAAUUGAUCUCCCCGAGCCCAUAUACCAACGGCCAAGUCCGAAGAACCCGGUCUUAGGAAGCACACCCUUCCAAGACCCUGACCUGGAAGGAACGGAUAGUUUUCAGUUCUCCACUAUGAACGAAGCGAAGAAGGCCCCGAAGAAGAAGAGAUAUAUCUUUGGAGUUCCCGACAAUCCUCUUGAGGACUCGGAGUUGGACAAUGAAUGGAUGCGGCACAUUGUGAGCCAAAGCCAGAAACCAUCAUUUCUGAACGAGUCUCUGAGCAGCGCCGCAUUACUUGCUGUCAUAAUACUUCGGGACUCACCUAUAUGA